AACCAAAUUCCCCCAAGUUUCAAGAACAGAGAAACGCUAACCAGAGAACCCCAAUGGAGAUCUUCAUUGUCGUAAUGGGACACGAAUUCGCCAUAGAAAUAAGCAAUCAAGAACAAAUCAUCGGUAUCAAGAGCAAAAUCGAACAGUUCAUCGGCAUUCCCAUCGAAUCCCAAACCCUCUCUGUUUACGGUUGCGAAUUAGUCGACGAACUCAACAUGGAGGAUUAUGAUCAAUUCAUCUCAGACGGUUCGCGAAUCGAUCUCUCGAUCCAUCAAAUAAUCGCACCGCCAAACGAGUUUCCGAUCACUAUCGAAUUCUCCGGCCAACGGCAAAACAUCGACAUCGACAAGACAGAGACGGUUCAUAGUUUAAAGCAGAAAAUCCAGAUAAUCUACGACAUACCGAUUCAAACAAUGUCGCUAUUUCACUCCGGCGUGGAAUUAAGCGAGGACUGCCGGAAUCUGAGCGAAUUUGGAAUCGGUGAAUUUUCGGAAGUGAUCUUGUUUUUGAAAACGAUGAAUCGCUGUUUGAGUGAUUCUCCAUGGAAGAAGGUGAGUUUCGUGGUGAAGACGUCGUCGAGCUUGCUUAAUGCGGCGUGUAUUCCGAUGGAAAUGAAGGAUUCGAGCACCGUGAGCGACGUUAGAGAACUGCUUUUGGCCGGAAAAAUUCUUCCCGACGAUGAGUAUUUAUUUAUUCAUAAACAGAGGAUUAUGAGAGAUAAGUGUAGUUUAAGAUGGCAUGGAGUUGAAAAUGGCGAUUUUCUCUAUGUUUUUAAAGGCACCGUUAGCCGUGGUGAAUUUUAUUGA
This is a messenger RNA of Benincasa hispida (wax gourd), 806 nucleotides long. Its product is annotated as Ubiquitin-like superfamily protein. Gene Ontology annotation, biological process: proteasome-mediated ubiquitin-dependent protein catabolic process. The record is from RefSeq and is a predicted model, not a curated record. Gene Ontology annotation, cellular component: nucleoplasm; cytosol. Gene Ontology annotation, molecular function: polyubiquitin modification-dependent protein binding; proteasome binding; ubiquitin binding. NCBI's taxonomy places the organism in Eukaryota, Viridiplantae, Streptophyta, Magnoliopsida, Cucurbitales, Cucurbitaceae.